GUAGCUCAAAGCUCAAAUAAAACUGACUUUAAUGAAAACAAUCUGUCCAGGAAGGAGCGGGAGAGGAGAAAGAGGGAGAGAGAGAGAGGGAGAGAGAUCCUAACAUCUCUGCUUACUCUACAACUCUGCCUGAUAGAUUCAGGGACUUUUAUAAAAAAAAAGCAAACAAAUACUUUUCGCAGGAGGAAAAAGGACUCCAAUUCAGACCAGACGCAACAUUUGAGAUACUUCUUUCAACCUUUUAUCCUAGGUUUUCUUUCCAAGAUCCUUUUUUUUAUAGAACAGAACGAUAAGGUCAAGAGGAUCUCCGGGUACCAGUGGCAGAGAACAAUGGGCUUCCUCUUCAUCUCGUUGCUGCUGAUGGUGGUGAGCGUGUGCCCGGGUCGAAUGAACCCCAUCCCCGGCACCAACAUAACCCUCUCAAUGGACUCCGAGCACUCGGGCACAGGGGAUCUUGGCAAUAAUUUCUCAGAAGGCUUUGAUGGGACCAGGGACUCGGAGGUGGUGUGGAACAGCAACCCCGAUUUCACCAGCAAUGACACGGUUGCCCCUCCUGAACCCUCUCGCAUCGGGAUGAACAUCAUGGAGUUUAUCAACCAACACAUGAUCUCCAUCAUCAUCGCGGGAGUCCUGCUGGUAUUGGUGGUUGUGAGUGUCUGCACGGCAGUGCUGGUGAGGCAGAACUACAAAGCCUCGGCCUACUAUCCCGCCUCUUACCCCCACCGGACCUACGUGGACGAGCAGGAGAAGGAGGGGGCGGUCAAGGCUUUCAGCGAGAUUUCUGACCAGUUGGGCUGCCCCCCCAGAGUGGAGGUGGUGGACUGUUCCAGUCAACUGAAGGCGGACAUUCUGGCUGCAGCUCACAGCCUGAAACGGAAGCCACCAUCCAAGGCAGAGGGGGAUAUGAACGUGGAGACCCCAGCGAGGGAGGAUAGUGGGAGGGUGUCCCAGGGGGUGGGUCAGGAGGAGGGGGAUAAGGCAGUACCUGAGGUGGGAGGCAAGGAGGUGGAACCAGGUCCAAAGUCCAAGGCAACAGAUGACAAUGGGGAUGAUGCCCGGGCUGCUGUGGCCCCUGGAGCAGAUGGAGACAGCGACCAAGAAGGUCCAACUUUGUCCAAGGAGGAGGAGGAAGACGAAAAGGGGGAAAGAGGAGAAAAA
Callorhinchus milii (elephant shark) is the source of this 1158-nucleotide messenger RNA. RefSeq names its product transmembrane protein 119b (gene tmem119b). Gene Ontology annotation, cellular component: plasma membrane. Gene Ontology annotation, biological process: positive regulation of osteoblast differentiation; positive regulation of bone mineralization; ossification. The annotation marks the transcript as partial. The transcript is spliced from 2 exons. The record is from RefSeq and is a predicted model, not a curated record. NCBI's taxonomy places the organism in Eukaryota, Metazoa, Chordata, Chondrichthyes, Chimaeriformes, Callorhinchidae.